This is a messenger RNA of Trichomycterus rosablanca, 2003 nucleotides long. Its product is annotated as cytochrome P450 3A30-like. Lineage: Eukaryota; Metazoa; Chordata; Actinopteri; Siluriformes; Trichomycteridae. Bases 164 to 1693 code for a protein of 509 amino acids. The record is from RefSeq and is a predicted model, not a curated record. The transcript has 13 exons. Gene Ontology annotation, molecular function: iron ion binding; heme binding; steroid hydroxylase activity.
UGUGUGUGUGGUUAAUCAGUAACUGGUACAUGUUGCUCGGUGUGUUUCUGACCCCUCGACUCUCCACGGUUCUAACAGUCUGAGCUCGGUGGAUCUGCUGGUGUAGGUGAAGUGGAUCUAAGUGAUCAGUUCGUAUCAGUUGGUGGAUCAGGUGGAUCUGGUGAUGAUGGGUUCCUGGUGGAUCUUCUCGGCUGAGACGUGGACACUGCUGGUUCUGUUCUUCAGUCUCGUGCUGCUGUACGGGUACUGGCCUCAUGGCUUCUUUAAGCGUUUGGGGGUCGCUGGUCCUAAGCCGUUACCAUUUAUCGGGACCAUGUUAGAGUACAGGAAGGGGAUACAGGUGUUUGAUCUGGAGUGUUUUAAACAGUACGGGAGGAUCUGGGGGAUAUUUGACGCCAGGCAGCCGGUGCUGUGCAUCAUGGAUAAAGAAAUCAUCAAGACGGUCCUGGUGAAGGAGUGCUACAGCCUCUUCACUAACCGGCGGAACUUUAGGCUGAGCGGUGAGAUGUACGACGCCGUCUCCCUCGCCGAGGACGAGGACUGGAGGAGGAUCAGGAGCGUCCUGUCCCCGUCAUUCACCAGCGGCCGCCUGAAGGAGAUGUUCGGAAUCAUGAAGACUCACUCACACUCGCUGGUUACAAACCUGAAGAAAACGUCCGAGCGAGGAGAAGCGGCCGACAUCAAAGAGUUUUUCGGAGCGUACAGUAUGGACGUGGUGACCAGCACUGCGUUUAGUGUGGACAUCGACUCCCUGAACAACCCCAACGACCCGUUCGUCACCAACAUCAAGAAGAUGCUGAAGUUCGACUUCCUGAAUCCGUUAUUCCUCCUCAUAGCUCUGUUUCCCUUCACCAUCCCUCUGUUAGAGAAGAUGAAUCUCUCUUUCUUCCCCACCGCAGUCACGGAUUUCUUUUACGCCUCUCUGCACAAGAUCAAAUCUCAGCGCGUCUCAAAAGAUCAUAAAAAACGUGUGGACUUCAUGCAGCUGAUGAUGGACUCUCAGAAACCAGUGAAGGAUGUGAACGGGAAGGACGUGAACAAAGGUCUGAACGAUCACGAGAUCCUCUCCCAGUCCAUGAUCUUCAUCUUUGCCGGUUAUGAGACGAGCAGCAGCAGUUUGGCCUUCUACUUCUACAACAUGGCCACCAAUCCUGAUGCCAUGAAGAAACUUCAGGAGGAGAUCGACCACACCUUCCCCAACCAGGCUCAGGUGGAGUACGACCCUCUGAUGAACAUGGACUAUCUGGACGCCACGGUGAACGAGUCGCUCCGGCUGUUCCCCGUCGCUGUCCGACUGGAGAGGGUCUGCAAGAAGACGGUGGAGAUCAACGGCAUCAAGAUCCCCAAGGACACGGUGGUCAUGGUGCCCAUUUACGCCCUCCACAGGGAUCCCGAAUACUGGCCCGAGCCGGAAGCGUUCGACCCCGAGAGGUUCACUAAGGGUAACAAGGAGAACAUCGACCCCUACGUCUACAUGCCGUUCGGUGCAGGACCCAGGAACUGCAUCGGGAUGAGGUUCGCCCUUUUGGCCAUGAAGCUGGCCAUCGUGGAGAUCCUGCAGAAGUUCGACGUGGUCCUAUCUGAGGAGGCCAAGGUUCCUCUGGAGCUGAACAACAGUGGCCUCCUGGCUCCCGUCCACCCCAUCAAAAUCAAUUUCAGACCCCGGAAAAGAGUCGAACCCAACCCCUCCUGAGACACCGGCGCUCGAGAGUCGAACCCAACCCCUCCUGAGACACCGGCGCUCGAGAGUCGAACCCAACCCCUCCUGAGACACCGGCGCUCGAGAGUCGAACCCAACCCCUCCUGAGACACCGGCGCUUGAUCUGCAUCCUUUAUCUUACUGUCAAACAGUGUGAUGAUAUAAAUACAGCUGUAGAUUCCUGAGCACUGGGUAUAUAACGUUAAUAUAUAACGUUAAUAUAUAACGUUAAUAUAAUGUGAUCUGAAUGUAUAACUGUGUGGUGUUUUAUUGAACAGAAUUUAAUUAUAAACACUACAUCAUA